AUGAGUAUAUGUAUAUUAUAGUGCACUAUUUUGCCAAAAGUAUUGGGACACCCCUCCAAAUCAUUGGAUUCAGGUGUUCCAAUCACCUUCAUGGCUAUGUAUGUAUAAAAUCAAGCACCUAGGCAUGCAGACUGCUUCUACAAACAUUUGUGAAAGAAUGGGUCGCUCUCAGGAGCUCAGUGAAUUCAAGCGUGGUACCGUGAUAGGUUGUCACCUGUGCAAUAAGCCCAUCUGUGAAAUGUCCUUGCUACUAAAUAUUCCACGGUCAACUGUUAGUGGUAUUAUAAUAAAGUGGAAGCAACUGCGAACAACAGCAACUCAGCCACGAAGUAGUAGCCGCGUAUAAUGACCUGGCAAGUUCACCACAUACUGAAGCGCACAGUGUGCAGAAGUCGCCAACUGUCUGCA
This is a messenger RNA of Staurois parvus, 408 nucleotides long. The record is from the annotation of a GenBank genome assembly. Lineage: Eukaryota; Metazoa; Chordata; Amphibia; Anura; Ranidae.